Molecule: messenger RNA, 141 nt
Organism: Caenorhabditis briggsae
Lineage: Eukaryota; Metazoa; Nematoda; Chromadorea; Rhabditida; Rhabditidae
Exons: 2
Coding region: 1-141 (46 amino acids)
Source: RefSeq, a predicted model, not a curated record
AUGGCAUCGACGUCUUCGCAGAAGACGUCAGAAGACGUGGAAGAUACUGAGGAGGAUCUGAAAAAGUUAGUGUCUGAAAAUAAAGAAGAGGAAGAAGUUGGAGAAUGUAGUUCAGAAGAAGGUUCCAGGAAAAAUUCUUGA